AUGGCCUAUCACAAAGUGAACGUGGACCAGAGAGCACAGGGACACUCUCCGUACCUUGACAACGAUGAGCUCCAAGCCACGGCGCUGGAACUGGAAUGGGACAUGGAAAAAGAGCUGGAGGAGCCUGGCUUUGACCAUUUCCGACUGGAUGGUGCCGUCCAGCAUCACCUGGGAAACUCACAGAGCCCUGACCUUGAUCUCGAGCCCAUCCAGCCUUCAUCUUCUCCAAAGGGAAGAUUCCAGCGGCUUCAGGAAGACCCUGACUACAUCUCACACUAUACGAGACAGGCACCGAAGAGCAACCGCUGCAGUUUUUUUCAGAUACUGAAAGUAUUUUGCACUGCUUUGAUUUUAUUUAUUCUUGGAAUUGUGAUAGGAUAUUAUGCACGCAAGAAAUGCCCUUCUCCCCCAUCAUCUCAAGAACCAAAUAACCCCCAUAUCUACCAUGAAAUCCUCAAGGAAAUCAAAGCUGAAAAUAUUCAACAGAUUUACAGAGAUUUGUUACAGUUUCCUAGAGAAGAUGAUGUAGACAUUGCAAUGAAAAUUCUAGUUCAGUGGACUUCCCAAGGUCUUGAAGAUGUCCAGCUGGUAAAUUAUUCUGUUUUGCUUGACCUACCGGGCUCUUCUUCAAACACAGUAACUCUGAAAAACAGCGGUGAAUGCUUUUAUCCUAGUGGACAGCAAUGCAACAGAGAGACCAAAACGCGUCAUAACCAAGACCUCCUGUACUCGUAUGCAGCUUACUCUGCCAAAGGAACUCUAGAGGCAGAACUUGUUGAUAUCCAGUAUGGGACUGUGGAAGACUUGAUCCGGGUUCAAGCCAUUACAAACGUGACGAAAAAAAUUGCACUUUUGAAGUUAGGACAAUCACCUUUGCUUUAUAAGCUUUCUCUGUUAGAAGAUGCGGGGUUUGGUGGUGUUCUUCUUUACGUUGAUCCUUGUGACUUACCAAAGACUACAGAUCUUACUGAUAAAGCUUUUAUGGUCUCCUUGAACAGCGGAGGAGAUCCAUCAACACCUGGUUAUACCAGUAUUGAUGGAAGCUACAGACAAAAUCGACUGAACCUUACAACACUGUUAGUCCAACCAAUUUCUGCGAUGCUUGCCAAAAAACUUAUUUCUCUACCUGAGGACACUGUCCAACGGGAUAGAUGUAUACCUCUCCAACUGCCAGCUACAGGCAAAAAAAUGAUCAGUCUGAAUAUUCAGUCAGUCACAACUUACAAGACAGUUUCUAAUGUUAUUGGAUAUUUAAAAGGAUCUAUAUUUCCUGACAGAUACAUCAUCGUUGGUAGCCAUCACAACGGUUUGAAUACUUAUGGGGGGCAAGAAUGGGCCAGUAGCACUGCUAUCAUCACGGCAUUUAUACAAGCCUUGAUGUUGAAGGUUAAGAGAGGCUGGAGACCCGACCGGACCAUUGUUUUCUGCUCGUGGGGAGGAACAUCAUUUGGCAACAUUGGUUCAUAUGAAUGGGCUGAGGAUCUCAAGAGAGUUCUUCAAAGAAAUGUUGUGGCUUACGUUAGCCUCCAUAAUCCAGUCAGAGGCAACUCAACUUUACACCCUGUUGCAUCCCCUUCUCUUCAGCAGCUGGCAGCAGAGAGCCAGAGCUUCAACUGUGUGGAAAAACCUAGAUGUCUGGGAUCUAAUGUGAGCUCUGUACAGAUACAGGGAGAUUCCGAUUACUUCAUCAACUACCUUGGAGUACCUGUCACGCAGUUUUCUUAUGAGGACGUGAAAACAUCAGAG
Messenger RNA from Apaloderma vittatum (bar-tailed trogon), 1746 nucleotides. It is a transcript of the gene NAALADL2, whose product is annotated as N-acetylated alpha-linked acidic dipeptidase-like 2. NCBI's taxonomy places the organism in Eukaryota, Metazoa, Chordata, Aves, Trogoniformes, Trogonidae. The transcript has 9 exons. The annotation marks the transcript as partial. The record is from RefSeq and is a predicted model, not a curated record.